GAAGUGAGCAUGUCUGUUCCAAGCUCCAUUCUUUCUCCAGCUGAAGCCAGUGGCAGAUCCCAGCAGCAAACACCCAGAGAGUCCCCCUAACUAAACAGGUUCUGGCAGCCCCAGGGAGUUUCCAGUGGUAAUUUCUGUCACUUGAUCCUGCUCACCAUGCCGGUACCAGCCAGGUGAAAAAUUAUGGAAAACGAAGACACCACUAUUUUGAACUUUAAAGGCUAUAAUUUUCAGCGUGAUUUAGUUGAUACUGACCUGCUAGAAAAUCUAGAAAAUUUUGAAGUUAGAGAUGAUGAUGUCUUUGUAAUCACAUAUCCAAAAUCUGGUACCAUCUGGACUCAGCAGAUACUAAGCUUGAUUUAUUUUGAGGGACAUCGAAAUAGUACUGAAAAUUUGGAAACCCUUGACAGAGCCCCCUUCCUUGAAUACAACAUUCGCAAUGUAGACUUUUCCAAAAGACCAUCUCCUCGCCUCUUCUGUUCCCAUAUUCCAUAUUUUUUAGCACCAAAAGGUUUCAAGAACAAAAAAGUCAAGAUUGUGUAUGUCUACAGAAACCCUAAGGAUAUUUUGAAUUCAUAUUUUCAUUUUUCUAAUAUGGUGGCUCUGUUAGAAGCUUCAGAUACCAUAGAACGUUUCAUGAAAAAAUUUCUAGAUGGAAAAGUGGUAGGAAGUGUUUGGUUUGAUCACAUCAGAGGCUGGUAUGAACACAGACAUGACUUCAAUAUUCUUUUCAUGAUGUAUGAAGAAAUGAAUAAGGAUCUCAGAAGUUCUGUGCUUAAAAUCUGCAAGUUUCUUGAGAAAGACCUGAGUGAAGAGGAUGUGGAUGCUAUUGUGAGACAGGCUACAUUUCCAAACAUGAAACUUGAUUCAAAAGCAAAUUAUGAUAAAAUUCUACAAAAUGAAAUUGGGAAAAGAAGUGAGGGAUAUUUCCUGCGCAAAGGUAUUGUUGGAGACUGGAAAAAUCACUUAACCGUGGAGCAGAAUGAAAGGUUUGACAGGAUAUUCCAAAAGAAGAUGAAAGAUUUUCCCUUGAAAUUCAUCUGGGAUAUAAAUGAGGAUUAGAAGUCCAUUCACAUAGCAAAAUAAUCAUAUAAAAAUGUACUAAUCAAAGGGUAUAUUUAAUACACAUAUUAACUUGUGCCUAUCAUGUAAUUGUUAAGUAUAAAAUUUAAUUAAUGAUAAAUUUAGUAAGUUAUGGUUAAAUUAGUUGCUAUGAGUCUGAUGACCAGUUUGAAAUUAAAAAGUUAAUUUGAGGGGACAGCAGUUGAUGAUGUGGUUAUUAAGGUGCAAGACUCCCAUGCGGUGGGUUGCAGCUUGAGUCCAGAAACUGGUGGCUUGAAAAUCACACUGGGUGUAUGUGCAUAUGUGCCCAAAAUUCUAAGCAGAAAAAAGAGGAUUGUGACAUGACUAUACUCUCUGGGAAGGAAUGAUAUCUUGCUUUCCUUCUCUCUAGCUCUCUCUGGUGAGGGCACACACUCUAUGGUAAAAACCUAAAUAAAUAAAUAACUAAAUAAAUUGAUUUGAGAAAUAGCUGGGAUUGCUACCCUUCAUUGAUAGUAGAAAAAUCAGAAAGUAUGAAACAUAAUUGUAAAUGUGUUGUAUUUUUUUAGUUUUCUGUAGUGCACUUUUUCUAAGUUUACAAUUUAAUUUAGGGUUAAUUGAGUAAAAACGAAGAAUCCAUAUAUUGUAAUGAAACUUUAUUUUUUAAUUUCAAAAUUAAUGCAAAUGUCAAAA
Molecule: messenger RNA, 1734 nt
Organism: Tupaia belangeri chinensis (Chinese tree shrew)
Lineage: Eukaryota; Metazoa; Chordata; Mammalia; Scandentia; Tupaiidae
Product: amine sulfotransferase
Exons: 7
Coding region: 184-1062 (292 amino acids)
Molecular function (GO): sulfotransferase activity
Source: RefSeq, a predicted model, not a curated record